AUGUCCGACCCUGCUCCUUCCAAUCCUCCCAAGCCAGCACCCGCCGAUGACAAGGAUGAGGUCGCAACUGCCAUCCUACGUCAGCGAAAGUCACCUAACAAGGUGUUCGUCGAGGAGUCUACGACAGAUGACAACUCAGUAGCGUGUCUGUCGGCCGCCAAGAUGGACGAACUCGGCCUCUUUCGCGGUGACACCAUCUUGCUCAGGGGAAAGAAGCGUAGAGACACAGUGUUGAUCUGCCUCUCUGAUGAAAAUACCGAAGACUCCAAGAUUCGCCUCAACAAGGUAGCCCGAAACAAUCUCCGCGUCAAGCUCGGCGACCUCGUCUCUAUUCAUGCUUGCCAUGACAUCAAGUACGGCAAGCGCAUUCACGUUCUUCCCUUUGACGAUAGCGUCGAGGGUCUUACUGGAAACAUCUUUGACGUCUACCUCAAGCCCUACUUCCUCGAGGCCUACCGUCCCGUUCGCAAGGGUGACACUUUCACCGUACGUGGUGGUAUGCGUGCUGUCGAAUUCAAGGUCAUCGAGACCGAUCCUGCCGAAUUCUGCAUUGUUGCCCAAGACACGGUAAUUCACACGGAGGGCGAACCGGUCAAGCGCGAAGAUGAGGAGGCCAACCUCGCAGAUGUCGGCUACGACGACAUUGGUGGUUGCCGCAAACAGAUGGCCCAGAUCCGUGAGAUGGUCGAGUUGCCUCUACGACACCCGCAGCUAUUCAAAUCGAUCGGUAUCAAGCCGCCUCGCGGUGUGCUCAUGUAUGGUCCUCCAGGUACCGGCAAGACGCUUAUGGCUCGUGCUGUCGCCAACGAAACGGGUGCCUUCUUUUUCCUCAUCAAUGGUCCCGAGAUCAUGUCCAAGAUGGCCGGAGAGUCCGAGUCGAACCUGCGAAAGGCGUUUGAGGAGGCCGAGAAGAACAGCCCCGCCAUCAUCUUCAUUGACGAGAUUGACAGUAUUGCACCCAAGCGUGAGAAAACCAACGGUGAAGUCGAGCGACGUGUCGUUUCACAGCUUCUCACCCUCAUGGACGGUCUCAAGGCGCGUUCCAACAUUGUGGUCAUGGCCGCCACCAACCGACCCAACUCGAUCGAUCCUGCUCUUCGACGAUUCGGCCGAUUCGACCGUGAAGUCGACAUUGGUAUCCCCGACCCCACUGGUCGACUCGAGAUUCUGCGCAUUCACACCAAGAACAUGAAGCUGGCCGACGACGUCGAUCUCGAGCAGAUUGCUGCCGAGACUCACGGUUACGUCGGUUCGGAUGUAGCCGCCCUCUGCUCCGAGGCUGCCAUGCAGCAGAUUCGUGAAAAGAUGGACCUCAUUGACCUUGACGAGGACACAAUUGAUGCCGAGGUGCUAGACUCGCUCGGAGUCACCAUGGAGAACUUCCGCUUCGCUCUCGGCGUCUCCAACCCGUCGGCUCUCCGAGAGACGGUGGUUGAGGUGCCCACUACCACUUGGAAGGACAUUGGUGGUCUCGACAAGGUCAAGCAAGAGCUGCAAGAGACCGUCUCGUACCCCGUCGAGCAUCCCGAAAAGUUCCUCAAAUACGGCAUGGCGCCUUCCAAGGGUGUCCUCUUCUACGGACCGCCUGGUACCGGUAAGACGCUGCUUGCCAAGGCUAUUGCCAACGAGUGCCAAGCCAACUUUAUUUCGAUCAAGGGUCCUGAGCUGCUCACCAUGUGGUUCGGUGAGUCGGAGGCUAACGUGCGAGACGUUUUCGACAAGGCGCGUGCUGCUGCUCCAUGUGUCAUGUUCUUCGACGAGCUGGAUGCCAUCGCCAAGUCACGAGGUUCGUCAUCUGGCGAUGGCGGUGGAGCUGGUGACCGUGUCAUUAAUCAGAUCCUUACCGAGAUGGACGGUGUCAGCUCGCGUAAGAACGUCUUCAUCAUUGGUGCUACCAACCGACCUGACCAGAUCGACCCGGCUAUCCUGCGUCCCGGCCGUCUCGACCAGCUCAUCUACAUCCCCCUCCCCGACGAGCCUUCGCGUCUGUCGAUUCUCAAGGCGACGCUGAAGAAGUCGCCCAUCGCCGAGGAUGUCGACCUCACCUUCCUUGCCAAGCACACACACGGUUUCUCUGGUGCCGAUCUUGCCGAAAUCUGUCAGCGUGCUGCCAAGCUGGCUAUCCGCGAGUCGAUCGAAGCCGACAUCAAGCGCGAGCGCGAGCGUAUUGAGAAGAAGGAGGCCAAUGCUGAUGGUGAGGUCAAGAUGGAAGAGGACGCCGCUGCUGGUGCUGCUGCUGAGGAGGAGGAGGAUGACCCUGUCCCUGAGAUCACCCGAGCUCACUUUGAAGAGGCCAUGCGCUUCGCUCGCCGAUCCGUAUCGGACGGUGACAUUCGCCGUUACGAGCUGUUCGCACAGAACCUCCAGUCAGCACGCUCGUUUGGUACUUCGUUCCGCUUCCCUGAGGGCCAGAACCCAGCGCAGACUGGUGGCGCUGGCGGAGCAGGUGGCGCUGCCUUUGGCAAUGACGACGCCGGCGAUGAUGACCUAUACGCUUAA
Mycosarcoma maydis (corn smut) is the source of this 2499-nucleotide messenger RNA. RefSeq names its product putative AAA family ATPase CDC48. Gene Ontology annotation, cellular component: VCP-NPL4-UFD1 AAA ATPase complex; nucleus; cytosol. Gene Ontology annotation, molecular function: ATP hydrolysis activity; ATP binding; polyubiquitin modification-dependent protein binding. Bases 1 to 2499 code for a protein of 832 amino acids. The transcript has a single exon. Gene Ontology annotation, biological process: retrograde protein transport, ER to cytosol; autophagosome maturation; mitotic spindle disassembly. NCBI's taxonomy places the organism in Eukaryota, Fungi, Basidiomycota, Ustilaginomycetes, Ustilaginales. The record is from RefSeq and is a predicted model, not a curated record.